UAUACCAAUUGAAAAUUCGUACAUUUACGAUUAUAGAGCUUUAUAAUGCCAUAGUCAAGGAACUAUAAAAAAGAAAUGACUAUUUUCAAAAAGAAAGUUUUAUUUUAGUACAAAAUAUUAGUGUCAUUUAUGUCAAGACAUUAAUAUGAGAUAGGUAGGUACUGAAUAUAUUUCAUUUUGCUCAUAAUUUAUAAUGGCCAAAAUUCCAUUCUGGAUUAAUUAAUUUACGACGAUUACAAAUUUGGUUAAAAAUGUUUUUUAGCACAAUUACAUUUUGACAAGAUUCAAAUUGGACACAAUUACUUUUGAUCCGACUUCAGAAUGGUCAUUUCAAGUGGACGAUUUUCCAUUUGUACCUAAUGACAGUAAAUCUGAUAGAGUAAUCAUUUAAUGAAUCAUAAUAGUAAUAUGGCAUGCAUUAUUCUCGCGAGCCUGCUUAUAGCGACGUCGCAUAAUACAUAAUAUAUAAAAUACAAAAAUGCAUAAAGUAUGUGACGGCAUUUUUUAUACGUGACUAUUAUGCAGUGACAUAGCGAUAAUAUUUAUUAUCUUUUGCAAAACUAGCACAGAAGUGCCUUAGGAGUCAAGCCAUCAUGUCGCUGACUAAAAUUAUUGUUGUAAUAGUCGUUCUUAGCGCGUAUUCAAACACCCUCAAUUGUGCCGAUAUCGCGCCAUCUAGCGGUGCCUUAAAUUCGCCUACAGCUUUAUCAACUCAACAUGAGAAAGGCAAGGGACGCAGGAAGCGAAACGCGUUCAACCUGUACUAUAUGAUUCGAGAGUGCACUAAAUGUAGUGCGUGGGAUUUGAUGGGCUACGGAAACUACUGUGGAUUGGGCGGAGCCGGUACACCGGUAGACGAUAUUGACAGAUGCUGUCAACAGCACGACCACUGCUACGGCGAUGUUAUAAAGCGCCACGACUGUUGGCGCGUCAAUAUCUACAUAAUGCCUUACGAUUGGAAAGUCUACGGCGGGUCGCCCUACUGCGGCGAUGAGACCAAUCGGUGCAGGAGGGAGAUAUGCCAAUGCGAUAAGGAAAUGACAGAGUGUUUGAAUAGGAUUGGGUGCCCCUAAUGUGACUCCAGAUGGUUUAAAAAAAAAACAAUAUAUUUUGGAAUAAAAACUCAUUCGCACAACUCACACGGAUCGUGUAUAGAAAUUUAAGUUGGCAAUACCGUAUUAUAUUUAGAAAUAUUGUCGCCUAUACCAUUGGGGAGACACUCCUCAUUUCGGGCAUUCUCGGCUCCGUUCGGCUCAGCAUUGCUCCGAGCAAUUGUUAGGGUUGACACAACUUGACGUCCCUUUGCGUGCAAGACCAUCACUUGACAUUUUGACAACCCUAAAUAGCCGAAAGGGAUAGAGCCAUUAGAAAGAGACAGCAUGAUUCGUCCCUGAAUCGCUGUCAA
This is a messenger RNA of Cydia fagiglandana, 1405 nucleotides long. Its product is annotated as basic phospholipase A2 taipoxin alpha chain-like. Gene Ontology annotation, biological process: arachidonate secretion; lipid catabolic process; phospholipid metabolic process. The record is from RefSeq and is a predicted model, not a curated record. Lineage: Eukaryota; Metazoa; Arthropoda; Insecta; Lepidoptera; Tortricidae. Gene Ontology annotation, molecular function: phospholipid binding; calcium ion binding. The coding region runs from base 594 to 1073 and encodes 159 amino acids. The transcript has 3 exons.